ACUUUGUCCAUUGCUCGAUGAGCUUCAACUUGUAGUAUAUCGUCUGAGCCCUCAGCUAAUCCGUUUCGAAACAACGGGACCCCGUUAUUCGUUUGAUCUUCACCGCCCCACUCUACGUCCGGUACCUGGCAACGUAGUACGCUAUUCAAGUUGCGAUCUGGUUUUGACCCCCUCUGGAAUACCGUUCAUCCUAAAAAUGUCAAAGAUCAUCACAGUCUUCGGUUCAACAGAACCUCAAGGGCUUUCCUUAAUCCACUCCCUCUUAAAAGACCCCAAGUACACCAUCCGAGCCGUUGUCUUGCGGAAAGCAGCAUCUUCAGACCAAGCAAGGAAGCUUCGCGACCUCGGGGUCCAAAUAUUUGAAACAAAUCUUGAAGAUCGGAAGAGUAUAGCCACCGCACUUGAAGGAGCUUACGGAUGUUUCCUUUUUACUGACACUGAUUUCAGUGCUUCCAAUCCGGAGGAGCUGGAAUACCAGCUAGGUGAAAAUGUUGUCGAUGUUGCCAUGGUGAAGAAAGUCCAGCACAUUAUCUUCAGUACCCUCCCCUCUGUCCGACAGGCCAUUGGAAUCUCAGCAGCCAACUGUGACUCCAAGGCCCGGAUCAAUGAUUACAUCAAUGAACGUGAACUUCCCAGGACGAGCGUCAUCUUUCCUUUUUCGUAUCAGAAUCUUGCGACAGUUUUUAAGCCAAAGAAAUUACAGCAGCAUGUCUAUGGACUAGAGAUCCCAAUGUUGAACACCUCCAUCAACAUGUUUGAUGUCAACCAGGCUGGACCCCUUCUCCAUUACAUCUUUGAUAACCCCGCCCAGACGAUGAACAAGACCUUUAACGUGGUCGGAGACAAACUACGAGUCGAUGAGAUAGCUCAGAUAUUCACCAAAGUUCUCAAGCCAAAUGAGUUCAAGGAUAUGAAGAUGCAAGUUGAAGAGUUCCGGCGGCUUCCAGGGGAUGGGAUCGAGGAUCUAGGAAACAUGUUUGAGUAUUUUGCCAGGCACGAUCUACGUUUCAACAUGGAGACCACAAAGAAGAUGCUACCAGACGUGAAGAAGUUUGAACAGUGGGUCGUAGAAAACAAGACAUCACUCUAUGCCAUGUUAUAAACUGAUGAGAUUGAAUAGGUAUAGAUGGCUGAUACCAAAGAUCUGGGACCCGUUUCACAAAGCCAUUCUCAAUGACAAAUGACAAAAAUCAUUGACAAAUCUGCUGAU
This is a messenger RNA of Strongylocentrotus purpuratus (purple sea urchin), 1210 nucleotides long. Its product is annotated as nmrA-like family domain-containing protein 1. Lineage: Eukaryota; Metazoa; Echinodermata; Echinoidea; Camarodonta; Strongylocentrotidae. The transcript is spliced from 4 exons. Bases 197 to 1102 code for a protein of 301 amino acids. The record is from RefSeq and is a predicted model, not a curated record.